Centropristis striata (black sea bass) is the source of this 6355-nucleotide messenger RNA. It is a transcript of the gene pik3c2b, whose product is annotated as phosphatidylinositol-4-phosphate 3-kinase, catalytic subunit type 2 beta. The coding region runs from base 293 to 5071 and encodes 1592 amino acids. Gene Ontology annotation, molecular function: phosphatidylinositol binding; 1-phosphatidylinositol-3-kinase activity; 1-phosphatidylinositol-4-phosphate 3-kinase activity. Lineage: Eukaryota; Metazoa; Chordata; Actinopteri; Perciformes; Serranidae. The record is from RefSeq and is a predicted model, not a curated record. The transcript is spliced from 33 exons. Gene Ontology annotation, biological process: phosphatidylinositol-mediated signaling; cell migration; phosphatidylinositol 3-kinase/protein kinase B signal transduction. Gene Ontology annotation, cellular component: cytoplasm; phosphatidylinositol 3-kinase complex; plasma membrane.
CCGGAGCCUCGUACAGCGGCGCAUUGUUUACCGGAGGCUGACACAGCGGGACCGGCCUCGGUGAACCGACUGAGCGGGAGCAGCACCGACGGAACCGACGGCUGGACUCUGGUAAUCUGACCCGAAGAACCGAAGAACCGACCCCGGAGGCGGAUCUAUGUGAUUUCUGGCAGAAAAGUAAACCGCUUUAAAAUGGCAACCGCCGCCGCCCGCUGCCGGUGACCGGACCCGGACCCGACUCGCAGCUGUCCCAGCAGCUCCAUGUGUCCUCUCUGGUCCUUGUAGCAGCAUCAUGUCGGCUCAGACCCAGAAGGAGGGCGGCGAGGCGGGCUGGGGGGUCCUGGAGUCUUUGGGUCUCAGUCAGAAGGAGCUGGUCCUGGCCGAGGCCCUGCAGAUGGAGUACGACGCCCUGUCCCGGCUCAAACAGGACAAGACGGAGCCGGGACCCCAGCCCGGCUCCAGAGCUCCCAGCCAGACCCGCUCAAAGACCCCCAACCCCCCCACGGAGCGGCCCCGCCCUGCCCCCCCAGGAGGAGGCCUGCUGAGGGGCCUCUCAGGGUCCGACCCAUCCCUUAACCAGCCCGGGGGGUCCCGGUCCGCUCCACCACCCCCAGCUCGGGCGCCCCCCCCUCAGGGAGUCACAGAGUCCCUGUACAUCCUGGACGGUCCUGAGGUCGGCAAGUCCCGGGACAGCCCUGGGUCCAGCCUCGGGGACUCAGUAGGACCUGGGUCGGGGUUUCCCUCCAAAGGCUUCCCGUUUCUUGCGGACGACGUCCCCCCGGCCGUCCCCCCGAGGAACCCAAUCCCCCCGCCGGGGUCGGAGAACCCCUUCCUGCCCCCCCGAGGGCCACCGGCGCUGCGCGACGUGAACCUGUUCACGCCGGACGUGGACCCGCCCAAGCUGACCUCAGACCUGAACUAUGACAGCAUCAACAACUCGCUGUCCCGCCUCAACGGGAGCCGCCAGGCGCCGCGAGGCCGCCGCGCCAACGGGGACCAUUCAGGGAAGCCUGUGGCUCGGAGCAAGACCCUCCCCCCUCAGGUCCCACCCAGGACCUACGUCCCCGCCCCCAAGACCAACAAGAACCAGCGGCGGGUCUCUGCAGACCCGGUGUCUCUGGGCUCCAGGAUGAACGGUUUUGGGUACGAACUGUUCCAGGUGUCAGAGGAGAGAGACGAGGAGGUGGCCGCCUUCUGCCACAUGCUGGACCUGCUGCGGUCGGCGUACCCUCACAGCGAGCGGCGGUCUAACGGGGGCUUCGUGUGGUCUCUGGCAGUGGGCAUGGAGGAGCUGCAUCAGGCUCUGGGUGUCAGCGUGAAGGUGACGGUCGUCAGCGAACACUUCAGAGAGCCGCUCACCUUCACCUGCGAUGGCUCGUCCACGGUGGACCUGCUGAUCUACCAGACUCUGUGCUACGCUCAGGAUGAUCUGGAUCACCUGGACGUGGACGAGUUCCUGCUGAAGGUCUGUGGACAUGACGAGUACCUCAACAACUCUCAGACUCUGGCUGGUCUGGAGUUUGUCCAACAGUGUCUGAAGUUUGACUGGGACGUCAGACUGUUUCUGACCAAGAGAUCAAACAUCAACACGGAGCUGAGACGCACGAAAGAAGACGAUGAGACUCCGUCCACCAUGAACCACAGCAUCCUGCUGCAGGAGCGUCCAAUCAAACAGACCGUCACCAGAGAGGCUCUGACUCUGCUGCUCGACACGUUUCAUAACGAAGCAGAGUCCUUCCUGCUGUCAGAGGUGGAGCUGUCGCUGCAUGUCGAGCGUCUCGUCCAAUCAGUGAAGGCGCUCUGCAGCUCGUUAGCUGCCGUGGAGACACCUGAUGUCACCGCCGCCCUCAGCCAGCUCCCAGCAUGCCCCUGUCGUCUGCAACCCAAAGUCCUGAAGGAUGCUUCAGUGCUGGCUGUCAGAGAGAACAGAGAGAAAGUGGUGGAGAAGUUGACGGCGGCGAUCUUGGACCUGGUGGAGCUGUACUGCAGUACUUUUAACGCUAACUUCCACCCGACGGCGCCGAGCCGCGACUGCAUGGCACCGCUGCAGGAGGCGGGCCUCGUCACCACCGUGCUGUCCUUCAACGUGCAUGCCGCCCACCGCAUCCCCAUCACCUGGGCGGCCAGUUACGAGGGGUUCUUCUUGUCCUGCUCACUGACUCACGGAGGGGCGGAGCUCUGCGCGCCACAGCACACCAGCAAGCAGUCUGUCAGCAAAUACCUGUUCCACCUGGUGGUCUGGGACCAGAGGGUGUGUUUCCCGGUGCAGGUGAACCAGCUGCCCAGGGAGUCCCAGCUGACGGUGACCCUGUAUGCGAGCUCUCUGCCGCCCCCCGGAGGAGCUGAGGAGAAGGGAAAGCAGCGGCGCAUCGAGGCGCUCGGUUGGGUCACCAUGCCGCUCUUCAACUUCAGACACGUGCUGACCUGUGGCAGGAAGUUACUGGGUCUGUGGCCUUCGGCUCCGGGGAGGACAGGUAACGCCCGGACCAGCUCGCCAAACUUCAGCCAGCCGGAUAGCGUGAUCCUGCAGGUGGACUUCCCCACCUCGUCCUUCGAGGUCCGGUUCAGUACUCCUCCUCCAGCAGACUUCUGUCCUCAGUAUGACUUCUCCAGACUGGACACCAUCAGCCAGAUUCAGCUGCAGGACGUCCUCCACAAGAAGGCUGUCUUCUGGCUGACGGUGGAGGACAGGCGUCUCUUGUGGGAGAAGAAGGCGUUCUGUCAGUCUGAGAGUGCGGCACUGCCCCUGGUCCUGGCCAGCGCCCCCUGCUGGGAGUGGGCCUGCCUGCCGGACAUCUACGCCCUGCUGAGACAGUGGGCCUGCCCGGGACACCUGGACGCCCUGGGUCUGCUGCACGCCUCGUUCCCGGACCAGGAGCUGCGGAGGACGGCGGUCCAGUGGAUGGACUCCAUCUCAGACCCAGAGCUGCUGGACUACCUGCCGCAGCUGGUCCAGGCUCUGAAGUAUGAGUGUUACCUGGACAGUUCUCUGGUUCGGUUCCUCCUCCGUAGAGCCAUCGGAGACGUUCGCAUCGCCCACUACCUCUUCUGGCUGCUGAAGGACAACCUGCAGGACAGUCAGUUCAGUGCUCGCUACCAGCACCUGCUGGCCGCUCUGCUGUGCUGCGUGGGUCGCGGUCUGCGUGAGGAGUUCGACCGGCAGUGCUGGCUCGUCUCCAUCCUUGCCAAGGUGUCUCACAAGGUGCGGGACGCCUCGCCGUCCAGCAGACAGUGUGUUCUCAGAGACGGGCUGGAGGAGAUGAAGCAGUUCUUCUCAGUGAACAGCAGCUGCAGACUUCCUCUGAACCCAGCACUGUUAGUGACAGGAAUCAACAUCCAGUCGUGUUCCUUCUUCAACUCCAACGCUGUCCCUCUCAAGCUGUCCUUCCAGAACCUGGACCCUCUGGGGGACAACGUCAACGUCAUCUUCAAGUCAGGAGACGACCUGCGGCAGGACAUGCUGACUCUGCAGGUGAUCCGCAUAAUGAACAAGAUCUGGAUCCAGGAGGGUCUGGACAUGAGGAUGGUCAUCUUCAAAUGUUUCUCCACCGGCAGAGGACGAGGGAUGGUGGAGAUGAUCCCUCAGGCCGACACGCUGAGGAAGAUCCAGGUGGAACACGGAGUCACUGGAUCCUUCAAGGAUCGACCUCUGGCUGACUGGCUGCAGAAACACAACCAGAGUGAUGAGCAGUACGACAAGGCGGUGGAGAACUUCAUCUUCUCCUGUGCUGGCUGCUGUGUAGCUACGUAUGUUUUGGGGAUCUGUGAUCGUCACAACGACAACAUCAUGCUGAAGACCAGCGGACACAUGUUCCACAUUGACUUCGGCAAGUUCCUGGGACACGCCCAGAUGUUCGGCAACAUCAAGAGGGACCGCGCCCCCUUCGUGUUCACCUCUGACAUGGCAUACGUCAUCAACGGAGGAGACAAACCGUCGAGUCGAUUCCACGACUUUGUGGAUCUGUGCUGCGAGGCCUACAACCUGAUCAGAAAACACACACACCUGUUCCUCAACCUGCUGGGCCUGAUGUUGUCCUGUGGGAUCCCUGAACUCUCUGAUCUGGAGGAUCUGAAAUAUGUCUAUGACGCGCUGAGACCGCAUGAGUCUGAAGCAGAUGCCACCAUGUACUUCACCAGGCUGAUAGAGUCCAGUCUGGGCAGCGUGGCCACCAAGCUGAACUUCUUCAUCCAUAACUUGGCUCAGAUGAAGUUUGCCUCGUCGGAGGACCGGCCCACGCUGUCCUUCGCUCCUCGAGUCCACACAGCCAAGACCGACGGACUCAUCAGGAGCCUGUACAUCUGCAGACACAUCAGGACCAGCAAGGGCUACGCGUUCGUGGUGAAGGUGGAGCGUGACGGGCAGCAGGAGGCGCUGUUGGUUCAGAGGACGUUUGAAGAGUUUCAUGAACUUCACAACAAACUGAGACUCAUCUUCCCCUCUAACAAACUGCCGAGUUUCCCGAGCCGUGUUGUGAUUGGUCGGUCUCGUGGCGAGGCGAUGGCGGAUCGGAGGAAGGACGAGCUGAACGGAUACGUGUGGCACCUGAUCCACGCUGCCACGGAGGUCGCUCAGUGUGACCUGGUCUACACUUUCUUCCACCCGCUGCCUCGAGACGAGAGACCUGGAACCUCAAGCAGCAAACCUGCAGAGCUGUCCUGGUCUCCAGUUGCAGGAAAAGAACUUGGUGAAGUGAAACUGUCGAUCAGCUACAAGAACGACAAACUGUUCAUCAUGGUGAUGCACAUCAGAGGCCUGCAGCCCCUGCAGGACGGGACGGACCCCGACCCAUACGUCAAGCUCUACCUGCUGCCCGACCCGCAGAAGACCAGCAAGAGGAAGACCAAGGCCGCCCGCCGCACCUGCAACCCCACCUACAACGAAAUGCUGGUGUACGAGCGGAUCCCUCGGGGGGACCUGGACCAGAGGGUGAUCCACCUCAGGGUUCUAGGUGACGGGGCGUUCUGGGAGAACACUCUGCUGGGAGAAACCUUUAUCCCCCUGAAGAGGCUCGUCCCCGGCCAGCACUGGGUGGACUGGCACCGGCUGGGCGGCUCAGACCCUGCCCACUAGCCAAUCAGACCCCGCCCACUAACUGAUCGGACCCCGCCCUGUAGCUGCCCUCCCUCUGUGUGAGAGGAACUUUAGAGUUUAUUAUUAAAAAUCAUCUUCAGGACUGAUGUGGAUCAGGUCUUGACUGAUGUGAAUCAGGUCUUGACUGAUGUGGAUCAGGUCUGAUGUGGAUCAGGUCUGAUGGGGAUCAGGUCUGAUGUGGAUCACUAUAAUCAGUUAGUUUAAUAAUUGCUGAGUCAGAUUAAAACAGAUUAAUUUUAUGUUUUUUGGGCAGAAAAUGUGAAGUGAGUUUUUCUGUUUGAUCUGAUUCCAGCUGGAAUCACCUGGAACUGAUGACGAUUAUUCACUGUUUGAAGACAUUUUCACACCAAACGGUUUAUAAACGUCUGGUUGUUCAGAAGAGAUUAAAACUAUAAUUAAUGUUUCAAUAAUAAUAGUUCCAUGUUGAGUCAUGCACAUGGUGCAUGCUGGGAAACAGAGUUUAUCUACAGCACAAACUUUUAUUUUAGUUUCUAAUUUUGAUUUCACUGAAUCACGUUGUUGCAGCCGGUCGAGUUGUUUUCCAGAACUUUUCCAAGACUUUCAAGAACUUUCCAAAACUUUUUAAAGCUGCGUUUCAUUCCAGGGACGAGAGUUUCUGCAGCUUCAGUAGAGAGAGAGACAGAGAGAGAGAGAGAGACACACAGAGAGAGACAGAGAGAGAGAGACAGAGACAGAGACAGAGACAGAGAGAGGAGGAAAGAGAGAGAGGAGGAUAAUGAGGAGAGGAGCUGAUCACUAAAUGUGAAAGUGACAGAAAACAUUUUCUGAAGUUUGAGGUUUUGGGUUGUUAUUUUGCUCAUUUGUUGUGUAAACAUCCUGUUUACAACCUGAAGUAAACACACUGAUUGUUUAUAUUCCACAUUAAACUUUAUUUACAGGAAUAAUUCUUUAUUAGUUUGAACAUUAAACGUGUUUUUAACGGAGAAAUGAUCCAGAGAACGACGACGUCGCCCCGCUGGAGCGAUGCUGUCAAUAUUGAUUAUUGAUGAUUGAUUAUUGAUUAUUAUUGAUUGAUGAUUGAUGACUGAUUCUUGAUGACUGAUUCUCUGCUGUGGCUGUGAUGAAUGUGAGUUCUGUUGAACUGAUCUUUGUACUGUACAGACUGAACUGAUAAAUGUGAGUAGAAUCACUGCAGUAGUGUAGAAGCUCUUAUUAAUGUCAUUGCUUUCUUUUGGAACAUGUUUUGUAUUAUUUGCACUACAAAAUAAACUUGAAUUGAAAAAAAAGAGUUGUUUGUUGAAA